Parastagonospora nodorum SN15 is the source of this 234-nucleotide messenger RNA. RefSeq lists its product as hypothetical. Lineage: Eukaryota; Fungi; Ascomycota; Dothideomycetes; Pleosporales; Phaeosphaeriaceae. The record is from RefSeq and is a predicted model, not a curated record. The coding region runs from base 1 to 234 and encodes 77 amino acids. The transcript is spliced from 2 exons.
AUGUACUUUUUUGCGGGACAACACGCGCUAUCCCCAAUUCGGCUCCGGCCAUCGGGCACCGAUUCUUCCAAUAAGGUCGACAGGUCCGCAGAACCAUCGCUGCUUGGCUCCGGCGUGCAUGCACUGAGUCGGAGACUUCACGCCGGAAGGAUGCUUCAGCUUCAGCUCCCAGCUGUGCCCCGUAACACAUCCGCUCCCCGCAUUUCCCCGCCAUCGCCGCCACCACACGUCUAG